Solanum dulcamara is the source of this 534-nucleotide messenger RNA. RefSeq lists its product as uncharacterized. The record is from RefSeq and is a predicted model, not a curated record. The transcript is spliced from 2 exons. NCBI's taxonomy places the organism in Eukaryota, Viridiplantae, Streptophyta, Magnoliopsida, Solanales, Solanaceae. Bases 1 to 534 code for a protein of 177 amino acids.
AUGGAUGAAACUGGACUAUUUUACCGAUUGGAAGCUGAUAUUCACUUGCUACCAAGCAGCUUGAAGGUCGCAAAAAAGACAAAGAGAGAAUUACUCUUGCUCUCUGUUGCAAUUGUGAUGGAUCUGACAAAAAAACAAUGUUCCGAACCACAAGUUGGUGAAUCAGAUGAAGGAAUCCAAGAAGUUGAUGAAUUAGAUGAAGGUGUCCAGGAAUUAAAUGAUGUCAUCUUUAAUUUAGCCUAUAGAAAUGUGAUGGAUGUUGAACAUCUUUUGAGCUACCCUAACGAGAAUGAUAUAGUUAUGGAAUCACCUACAAAGGAAGAGAUUAUUCAAUCUGUAAUGAAUAAUAAUGAUGAAAAUGAUCCUGAACAAGAUGAUAGUAGCAUCGUCUCACAUGUAUUGUCAAAGGAGACAUUUCAAGCAAUGACUACAUUGUCAAACUAUUUGGUACAACACGAACAAAAUAUUCUGCAAAUUGUGUUCGCUCUUCUAAAAGUUAAGGAUGAAAUUAAUUUUGGUUUUGGUGGAAGAUAA